Molecule: messenger RNA, 6389 nt
Organism: Hyla sarda
Lineage: Eukaryota; Metazoa; Chordata; Amphibia; Anura; Hylidae
Gene: CEP135
Product: centrosomal protein 135
Exons: 26
Coding region: 295-3816 (1173 amino acids)
Source: RefSeq, a predicted model, not a curated record
UGACGUCACACGACUCGAGGGGCGGACAGGGAAGGGUUGCUAUGAGUAACGGGUGGUGCGCCGCUCAAGCCCUGGCCCGGCUUCCUGCGCGCCAUUUUUAAACCGCGUCUCUGCCCGCCGUCCCCAUCCCCAACAUAUCCCAUAGUCCCUCACUGUGACCUCCGGCGUCUAUGUCCGUCCCAGUCCAGUAGCGGACAUGAGGCCUUAAGAGUCGGCUGUGACGGUAGACAUCCCUGUCCUGAGCCGACUCUGAAUUCAGCAUUAUAGAAACUCCUUAAUGUAAAGAUCGUCACAAUGAGUACUGCUGCAGAAAGGAAAUUUAUCAACCUCCGAAAACGCCUGGACCAGCUUGGCUACAAGCAGCCGCUGGGCAUUGAGUCGCUGCCACUUGUUGAAAAACUCUUCAGUGACCUUGUUCAUACUACAGAAAGUCUCCGCAAUACAAAGUUAAAUGUUGGCAAGAAUGAGAAGGAGAACAAGAACUUGGAUGCGUUGAUAGAACCUUACAAGGCUGAAAAUGCCAGACUUGUCAGAGAAAACAAUGAACUCCACUUAGAGCUCCUGAAGAUCAAAGAGGAAUCUGAUCGCCACAUUAAAGAUUUGAAAGCUUCUCUGAGAAAAUUUGAACACCAAACCGCUGACCUGAAAUUUUUAAACAACCAGUAUGUCCAUAAAAUCCGAUCAAUGGAAAAAGAAAGCAAAGCAAAGGCAGAAAGGAUUCAGCAACUUCAAGAGAAGAAUCUGCAAGCUGUGGUGCAGACACCAGGUGGAAAAAAAAGAAACAUUCCUUUUAGACGUCAGCGCAUGCAAAUUGAUCAGCCAGUCCCACCAUCAGGAAUAAAUGGGCACCCUGUCCCACAGCCAGAAGAUCCAUAUGUUGCUGAUCUACUUCAGGUUGCAGAUGACAGAAUUCAAGAACUACAGCAAGAUGUCACCACUCUGCAAGUUAAGUUAGAGACAUCAGACAGAGCAGUGAAGCAUCUUACCCAUCAGGUUGAAUUAAGAGACACAGAAUUAGAGCGAUUGGCACUAGCAUUGGAUGGUGGGCGCUCUCAUGAUGUUAUUUCUCUGGAAGCCAGAUAUAGAAGUAAUGAGAAACUUGUUGCCCACCUCAAUCUGCAAAUCGAAUACCUUCAGCAAGCAAACCAGGACCUUGAAAAACGUGUCCAAGAGCUCCAAGAAACAAGACAAAAUGUAACCAGUGAAGUAGCAAACCUAAGCACCAAAAAUGAAGAACUCUGUAAAGAACUGUUGGAGAUAGACCAAAUGGCACAGCAGCUGGAGAGAGACAAGGAGACAGUAUUGGUGACUGCAGAUGCUGAAAUUGAAGAGGCAAAAGUUGAAGUGAAAAGGCUUCAUAUUGAAAUCAACAGACUUGAAAGCACCUUAUCUCAGUAUAAGUCAGAUCUAAGUACUUGUGAAUAUGAGAAGAAUAAACUAGCUGAUGAGUUAGAGACAAGAAAGGAUGAAAGUCGUAAAUUAGAGUCCCUCCUGAACCAUGCAGAGAAUGAAAAGCAGCGGCUUUCAAGUAAACUUGAAAAGCAGAUGGUAACAGAAAGGGAAAUGGUGCUUGAGAUUGAGAGGAUGCGGACAAAACAUGGCAUUUUACGAACUGAUCGGUCACCUUCUCGACUAGAUUCAUUUGUUAAAUCCCUGGAAGAAGAAAGAGACCAUUAUAGAAUGGAGGUGGAGAAACUGGAGCGAGCGCUUAAUCUGAGAUCUAGCAACCGGAGUUAUUCUCUGCAGGAUGCCAGCAGAACACAGAGUUCUCCAGGAAAGGACUCAGGAUCCAAUGCACAACUUAGGCGUCUCACCAGGGAAAGAGACGAUCUCCAGAACAUGUUAGAUAGGUUUGAAAAACAUAUGGUUGAGAUCCAGUCCAAUGUCAAAGUGCUAACAAUGGAGAGAGAUAAAUUCCGAUUACUUUAUGAGCAGGCCCAGAAUGAGCUGACGUUGACUAAACAAGACUUGUCUCCUUUCCGCAAAAGUGCUCAAUCAGGCAGCGAAUUGCGCCAUCUUGUGGAAGAAAGAGAUCUAGUCCAGUCAGACUUAAGACAAAUUCAGGAUGAGAAUGAGGGACUCAGAGACAAAAUGAAGGUUCAGCAGGAAGUUUUCACCUCAGAGAGGUUUACGCUGGCCCAAAAGACUACUGACUUAGAAAGCACAAUACAUAUGCUGGAAACAGAACGGUUGGAAUUAAAAAGCUCCAUAUCUGAGCUGAAGGAGAAGAUAUCAUCUUUAGAUAACAUAAACCGAUCACAAUCCAUUACAUUGGCCCAGACACAGGAAGAUUCUUCACAGUAUAAAGCUGAAUUAAUUUCUGUAAGGUUAUUGAAUGAGCAACUUCAGAAGUCUAUGGAAGAACUCCAGCAUCGUCUUAUUGUAAAAUCCAAUGAGAUACAGUUAUCACAGGAAGAGAUAGGGACUUUGGAAGAAAGAAUAGGUGAAUUAAAUCACAAGGUAUCUGUUCAGGCAACUGAAAUUACUGCUCUAAAGAACACAAUUUCUGUCUUGGACAAGGAAAAAGAUAACCUACAGGAAGAAGUGGAUGAGAAGACAGAACGUGUAGCUUGCUUAGAUGAGAAUCUAGGCAAUAAAGAAAAAUCAGUAACUAACUUACAGCAAACCCUUUCCCAGCUUGAGGCUGCUGUUGACCAAUUGAAAGACUCCCUUAGUAACAAAGACCGGGAGCUAGCAAGUCUUCGUCGCCAACUUGACUCUGCCCAUUCAGAUCUUACAGAAAAUGUGAAGUUGAGAGAAAUUUCUCUGAAGGAGAAUAGAAGAUUGCAGAAUGAUUUGGCCACCAUGGCUAGAGAGAACCAGACUGUUACACUGGAAUUAGAAAAUGCAAUACAUGAAAAAGAAGAACUAAAACUAAGAGUUCACAGUUACAUUUCUGAGGUCUCUAGAAUUGAAACAUUAAUGGCUUCCAAGGAACAAGAGAAUCGAGAUCUUUUGGAUCAAUUCAGAAUGGUUCACAGCCAAGCUGAGGAAUGGGAAGUUAAGGCACAAAAUGCUAUUGGUGAAAGCAGUUCUAUAAAAAUGGAGCUGCUCUCUGUAGAUACUGAUAGAAGGCAUCUUCGAGAACGACUAGAAGACCUGGAAAAUGAAGUCCAAGAGCACAUGAAUGCUCAUCAGGCUUAUGAGGCUCAAAUAUCUUCCAUGGCCAAGGCCUUGUCCAAAUUUGAAGAGCAACUUAGACAUGAGCAAGAUGAGAAGGCUUUGAUUUUGUCUGACCUGGCAUCUGUUAGAGAACUCUGUGUAAAGUUAGACUCUAGUAAAGAACAGUUCUCUAAGCAACUAACUACACGAAACAUGGAGUAUGAAAGAGUCCUAGAUGAAUUGGAAGAUAUGAAGUCUGAAGCUGAACUUUUAAAGAAACAGUUAGCAAGUGAGAGACUGACAAUUAAGAACCUGGAGACUUUGCUGGCCAGUAACCGAGAGAAGGAGUUCCAGAGUCAUCUUAGUUCCCAUGAGAAAGAAUCAGAAAUUCAGCUGCUGAAAGAUAAACUGACCCUAGCUGAGAGUAAGCUUAACAGUCACUCCCGGGAAGCAACCAUGCUUCGUAACAAACUUACUCAGUUGCAGUCUGACUACGAUAUUGCAAAAAGACAACUUACAACUGAAAGAUUUGAAAGGGAGCGUGCAGUCCAGGAGUUACGGCGUCAUGGUCUGUCUACAUCAUCCAUCCGUACCUCAUCACCUCUUACUUCAACAAUGAAGUCACCUGCUUUAUCUCCAGAGCGCUCCAUAUUAAGACCCGUGGAUCGAGGAUCUGAUAAGUUGGCAGAAAAGAGUGUAAGUUUCAAAGACUGAUGGUUCUGGAACGAGGAAAAGAGACAAACUCUGAAUGAUUCUAUAUCUUUAGGUAGUCUUGUUAUGCGUUCAUUUUUGUAUUGUAAUUUCAUGCUGCAUUUGCACAGCAUGAACUUCAUAUAAAUCAGGUUAGUAAUACCUCACCACCGUUCUUGUAUUACUAUACAUAUUGGAACAUAAUUUCAUCCUAAUCCAUGGAAGAGCAGCAAAUAACAUUCAGUAAACAUCCAUAUGAAGGACAUUAUACAGUUACUGAGUAAUGGAACUUGGUGAUGCUUAGUCUAUAGCAGUGUUUCCCAACCAGGGUGCCUCCAGAUGUUGCAAAACUACAACUCUCAGCAUGCCUGGACAGCCUUUGGCUGUACAGGCAUGCUGACAGUUGUAGUUUUGCAACACCUGGUUGGGAAACACUGGUCUAUAGGAUGUGGCCACCAGCCAUAUUACAGUAACAUUUAUGUUGAGGACCUUAAAGGGGUACUCCAAAGGAAAACUUUUUAUUUAUUUGAUUUUUUUUUUAUCAGCUGGUGCCAGAAAGUUAAACAGAUUUGUAAACUACCUCUAUUAAAAAAAAUCGUCAUCCUUCCAGUACUAAUUAGCUGCUAUAUACUACAGAGAAAGUUCUUUUCUUUUUGUAUUUCUUUUUUUUUUUUUUUUUCCUGUCCACGGUGCUCUCUGCUGACACCUGUCCGUAUCAGGAACUGUCCAUAACAUGAGCAAAUCCUGAUAGCAAACCUAUGCUGCUCUGGACGGUUUCUGAUACAGAUAGAGGUGUCAGCAGAGAGCACUGUGAACAGAAAAAAAAUCCAAAAAACAUAAGAACUUUCUGGCACCAGUUUAUAAAAAAAAAUGUUUUUCACCGGACAACCCCUUUAAGAUCCAGUGCUGGUGACAUUUGAAAACAUUUAGGGAGUUAUAUAUGCUACAAAGGUGAAUCCAGAUGGAAGUGAAAUGCAAUGGAUUUUACCCACGGAAUAGCACAGGUAGAUCCUGGAUUACAGUAUGAACAAGUGGGCGAUAUUUUACAACUAUGAUUCAUACCACAUUCUCUGUUUGCCUCACAAAUAUAUAAGCAUUCUCUCUCCUGUUAAAGCUGCAGCAUGAUGUUUUUAUUGCAGCUUUGUUGUAGACUUUCAAUGCUGAUUUUAGCACUAUCCCUAUUGGUGGGAAAUAAAAUUGUGGCACAUCUGCAACAAAGUCCGCAUGUAACGUGUACAUUGAUCUGUUUCUAGCUAGAUCCGCAGUGGGUAACACUUCAUACUGUUUUUAAGAAGUAUUCAGUUGCUUCAAAAGUCAUUUUUUUUUCUCAAAAUUUUAAAGGUUCUCUGCUUUUUGGAUGUUCUUGUAGUCACAAUGUAGGGGAUUUAUUAAAACUUGUGCAUAGGAAAAGUUGACCAGUUUUAAUCAUUCAGAUCACUUAUUUCAUUUUUAAAAAGACCUGCUAAAUUUAAUAAGCGAUCUGAUCGGUUACUAUGGGCAAGUGAUCAACCUUUCCUAUGCACAGGUUUUGAUAUAUCUCCCCAAAUAUAGAGCUGCUUUUUGGGACGUAUUUUCAACAGUUUUUUUGGCCUGUAGUAAUUUGAUCCAUAGCAGCUCAAAAUAUUGCUGUAUUUUUGGCACAUAAAUGGCUGAACAAAAAGGGUCCAACACCUUUAUGGCCGUAACUAUUACAGUGAUAAAAUGAAUAAAUGUUUACGUAAUCAACAGCCCAAAAAACAAAGAGACACAUUACCACCUUAAAGCAAAUCUCAGGUGUUUCAUUUGCACAAUGAACUUGAUACUGUAAGUAUAUGGUGUCCUCUCAGUGUUUAAUGCAAAAAAUGAGCUUUUAAUGCAUGAUCCUACAAAACGUUCACCUUCAUAUGUCUACAGGAUGCCCGUAAGUUGUCUACUUAGUGGGCACUGGGAACUGUCAGGCUUUAUAUUUACACUAUAUACCGUAUGUAUUUAAUAUUUUUGUGCUAAAAUGCAGAUAUUUUAUAUAUAAAUAUAUAUUUUAUAGGGUAUGUUCACACGUGCAUCUUUUUCCUACAGAUAUGCUGCUGCAGAUUUUGUUGCCCAUUUACAUCAAUGGAUAGCAAAAUCUGCAGCAGAAAAUCCGCACUUGUGAACAUACCCAUAUAAAAUAUUUUGUGACCAAAAGCUUCAAAACCUCAUAUUCUGACCAUGAUAUUACUUGAUAUCAGCCAAUCUCAUGUUAAUAAUGUGCUGAGAUGUUUACUGGUGCCUUAAACAAAUUAUGACUCUUUUCAGUUUGACAAAAAAUUUUCUUUCACUUCCUUUUACUGUUUAUAAAUGUGAAUAAUGUAAAACAUGUUUUAAUGUAAUAUUGGUCAAUUGUGAAUUUUUACUGCAUUGUAAUAUAUGCCUGACUGUCCUUGUCUAUUUAUUUUUGUAUGAAUUACUAUUUAUAACAAAAUAAAUGUCUUAAUUUUUCGAUUUUGUGCACUUUGAUGUAAUGGGAGGAAGAAUUUUACUGAACUAAACUAAUUUCUAUUAAUGUUUUUUUCUUGUUGCACAUGGAGGAGAUUGUCAUGUUAAAACAAGUAGUGAGGGGAAGGGACUAUUACAUGACC